AUGUUUCUAUCAUUUACAUUAACAAAAUGUUUAUUUUUAAUAAUAACAAUUUUAUUAAUUAUUCCUUUUUUAUUAUUAAAAUUAUUAAACCUUGACGAGGAUACAUCUUUUUACUUUUUAAGAAAAGCAAAGUUAUCUAAAGAUAUUAAACAUAAUUGGAAAUGGGGUGAUAAAUGUUUUAUUCAAUCAGAAAAUAAUAGGAUAUUAAUUUCAAUACAAAAAGAAUUAAUUGAAACAUCUAAAAAUUUAGAAAAAGUAAAUAAAGAAAUUGAAAAUAUAGAUAAAUUAUUAAUAAGUAAAAAAGAAGAACUAGAUAUACUAGAACAACAAAUUGAAGAAGCUAAAUUAUUACAAAAAGAAUUAAAUGAUAGGAGAAAUGUUAAGAUAUCUUUACCACUUAAACCAUUAUACCCUGAUUAUAAUAGAUUAAUAUUUAAAGAAAAAAAAUUAGAAAGUGAUUUUGAUACAAUAGAAAAAGUUUUUGAUUUUUCAAGAUGUUCUAUUUCUAAUGAUGUAAAGUUAUAUUAUAAUGAAACAAUUAAAAAUUUAUAUAGAACAGAUGAUCCAUACAAAGCAUGUGUUUUUAUUACUUUUAUAUCAAAAAAUAUUAAAGAUAUUAAAAUGCUUAAGUAUUGGAUGAAUAAUGGAAGAAAUCAUAUAAUAGUAGAUAUUGAAGAUUCAAAAAUUGAUUAUAGAGAAGCUGCAUUGGUUGUUGGAAGAGAUAUAAUUAAUUAUAGAAAAGGUGUUGAUUUUUUUACAUUUUUUCCUACCAUCAAAAAUAUGGAUAAAAUUAAUUUGGUGCCUUUAUUACCUCAUUCAAGAAAAUUUUUAAUUUCAUUUUCAGUAAAUAAAAAUUAUAUUGAUGAUUAUAGAAAAAAACUUUUAGAAAAUUUAAAAAAAUCUGCCAUCGCUUCUGAAGAUUUUAUUUUAAUUGAUUAUAAUUGUGCAUUUAGUAAUGAAGAAUGGGCCAAAUAUGGAUUAUGUGGUGAUAGAAGUUUUCGAAUUGAUAUUCUUAAGAGAACUGUAUUUACACUUAUUUUUCCUGAUCCAGAAUCAUAUAGUAUUCGGAUUGAGGAAGCUUUGUUAUCUGGUUCUAUUCCUGUAAUUUUGUCUAUGACUGAUCCGUUACCAUUUGAUGAUGUCAUUGAUUGGAGAACAGCUGCAAUUAGAAUACCAUUUAACAGAUUUCCAGAAUUACAUUUCAUACUAAAGUCAAUUAAUUUGGCAGAUAUUCUUGAAUUUAGAAGAAAGGGUAGAUUUUACCUAGAAAAUUAUUUAUUAUCACCAUCAUCUAUUAUUGAAACAAUAAUAUCAUCAUUAAGAUAUCGUACAUUAUCUCUUGGCCUUCCAAGUUUGGAAAUAAAAGCAAAACCAUUAUUUGGAAAUUUAUUUGUAUCACCAUCUCAAAGUCCUGUUCCAAAACCACAAAUGGAAGAGGAAUACUUAGGUCCCAUUGAAGCAUCUUUCGGAUCACCAUCAUAUACUCAUAAUUUUACCUCUUUUUCAUUAUAUUCAUAUGAUUUAUGGAAUAAUUUUCCCCAUCUUGUUCAUAAUACUCCGUCUUAUUUGAUAAAUCAUGCAAUUAUGCCAUCAGAAUCUGAAUUUUAUGAUGAAACAAAUAGUGGAUUCCGUCCAAUUUUACCAGGAUCAGGUGUAGAAUUUUCAAAAGCACUAGGUGGUAAUAGAAAUCGUGAACAAUUUACUGUAGUAAUUCUUACUUAUAAUAGAGAUCAAAUUUUAUAUUCAGCCUUAGAAAGACUUCAUCAAAUUCCAUAUUUAAAUAAAAUAAUUGUUAUAUGGAAUAGUAUAGAUCGAAAACCAUCAAAUAAUUGGCCUCAUUUACAUGUUCCUAUUGUUUUUAUUAAUGCUACAAAAAAUUCUCUUAACAAUAGAUUUUAUCCCUAUGAUCAAAUAGAAACAGAAGCUGUUUUUUCAAUGGAUGAUGACAUUGAUAUUAAACAACAUGAAAUAAUAUUUGCAUUUAGAGUUUGGAGAGAACAACGAAAUAAAAUUGUUGGUUUUCCAGCAAGACAUCAUGCAAAAUAUGGAGAUAGUAUGUUUUAUAAUAGUAAUCAUACAUGCCAAUUAUCAAUGAUUUUAACUGGUGCUUCUUUUAUUCAUAAGUCAUAUUUUAUUGCCUAUACAUUUACAAUGCCAAAACAAAUACGUGAGAAGGUUGAUGAGUUCAUGAAUUGUGAAGAUAUAGCAAUGAAUUUUUUGGUUUCUCAUUUAACAAGACAACCACCAAUAAAAACAACAAGUAAAUGGACUUUAAGAUGUCCAAAUUGUCCAGAAACUUUGUCAUCCGAUGAAUCUCAUUUUACGGAAAGACAUGAAUGUAUUCGAUUUUUUACAAAAAUAUAUGGCUACAACCCGCUCCUUUUUACGCAAUUUCGAGUCGACUCAGUAUUAUUUAAAACACGUCUACCACUAAAUCAUCAAAAAUGUUUUCGUUAUGUUUAA
Messenger RNA from Strongyloides ratti, 2463 nucleotides. RefSeq names its product Exostosin-like 3. The coding region runs from base 1 to 2463 and encodes 820 amino acids. The transcript is spliced from 3 exons. NCBI's taxonomy places the organism in Eukaryota, Metazoa, Nematoda, Chromadorea, Rhabditida, Strongyloididae. Gene Ontology annotation, molecular function: glycosyltransferase activity. Gene Ontology annotation, cellular component: membrane. The record is from RefSeq and is a predicted model, not a curated record.